Messenger RNA from Apis laboriosa (Himalayan honeybee), 5077 nucleotides. RefSeq names its product GTPase-activating protein and VPS9 domain-containing protein 1 (gene Gapvd1). Gene Ontology annotation, molecular function: small GTPase binding; guanyl-nucleotide exchange factor activity. Bases 126 to 4784 code for a protein of 1552 amino acids. Gene Ontology annotation, cellular component: endocytic vesicle; cytosol. The transcript is spliced from 16 exons. Lineage: Eukaryota; Metazoa; Arthropoda; Insecta; Hymenoptera; Apidae. The record is from RefSeq and is a predicted model, not a curated record. Gene Ontology annotation, biological process: regulation of GTPase activity; vesicle-mediated transport.
AUUUUGGAAAACUUUGUCUUAAACAAAAAGAUAAAAAUAACUUUUUUUAUUUAGCACUAUAUAGGAUUGAGAGAAAGAAUUUAAAAAUUAUUUCACGAUAAAUAUUGUCUUGGAUAUGCUUAGUAAUGUCAUCCGAAAAUAGUGUAGAAUCUUUAGGAACAUUACAAUGGGAUAUAAUGGAAUUAGCCAAUCAUUUGCGUCAAGAACGCUUAUUUGUUACUUCAGAACAACAAAAUUUACAAAUACUCAAUGAAAAGGUAUUAUAUGCAUCAUCAAAUUUGGCACAACAAGCAUGGAUUACAGCACAACAGAGAGUUAAUCUCAAUCAAUUGAUAAUGUCUAAACCAUAUUGUACACCAGCAUCUUGUUGUCAAAAAGCAAAUAUAUUGGAAAAUUCAAAUUUUGUUGAUGUAUAUAAAUAUUUGCGUUAUCAGACGUGUUUAUUAUAUGGGGAAUUUUUAGGUGCUCUUAGAAAAUCUCCAAAACUACUUGCAAUGUGUUUAGUUGAAGGGGACAAAUUAUUACCAGAUUCUGUGCAAGCUGUAGUUCAAUCAUUAGCAGCAGGUUUAUAUGGUAGUUGUUUACUACCAGAAGAUAAAAUUUUGGUUUUAAAGUUAUUAAAGCAUCUAAUGUUACUACAAAUUGUACCAUCAGAUAAUCCUCGAAGAUUACUUAGAUAUGGCACAUGUGCUUUCUCUAGAUUUUAUUCAGUCUUUCAUGAAAGUCUAUUUUCAGCUAAAUUUUUUUUAACUGCUGCUUUACAUAAUCCUAUUGUACAAUUAUUAAUGGAAGAUGAAAUGUUUCUUGAUAUCGAUCCAGAUAAAGCACCUAUAAGAUUUCCUCCAUCAGAGAGAUUGAAGAAAUUUGGCAAGGAAGGUACUGCUGAAUAUGAAGCGAAACUACAACGUUAUAGACUCUGGACAAUUAAUUCUCUAUUUCACAUUACACAAAAAUUUAUAAUCUGUAUACGAGAAAAUAUGCAUUGUUUUCCAAGCAGUAUAUGCUGGCUAGUUAGACAAAUGGCAGGAUUUUUGGGGAAAAAUGGAAAUGUUGAUUCAAAAGAAGUACAUGCAAUGUGUACGGAUUUAGUUUUUACAUAUUUUAUAUGUCCUGCAAUAGUAAAUCCAGAACCAUAUGGUAUAACAGAUGCACCUAUUAGCUAUGUUGCUCGAUUCAAUCUUAUGCAAGUUGGACAAAUUUUGCAAAUGCUUUCUUUAAUGAAAUACCAGGCUGUUGACAGCAAAACAUUUGAUCUAUAUAAGAAAUUCGAUAAGGAUUCUGUUUCUUCUAUAAUAGAUGCGAUGGUAGAUGGUGCAACAGAAGAUCUCGAAGACGAGCCUAAUAUCAUCGAUAACAAUAAACUUCGAGGCUUUUCUCGUUCCGCUGCUUUAUUUACGGAAACAGAAUUGAAUACAUUAAUUAUAUUUUUGCAAACUAUAGCUACAGAAGCUACAAUAGAAAAUUCAUCGUCCACUGCGUUUGACGCAAAGCAAUUGAUUGAUAUGCUUUCUCAAUUACCUUCUGGUUCUUUAACUGCUAAUAAAUUAGCUAACAAUAUUUCUGUUGAAACUACUAUCAAAAAAGGAGGUUUAUUAGGAAAAGGAAAAGGUCGGGGAGUACGAGUAUCGUCGUCAUCAUCAUACUCAUCCAAUACAACUAAUGAUGGAGGGGAUGAAUUGAAUGGUACUUCGACUCCUGAAGAAGAAUCUAUUGAUAAAACUCCUCAAGAUGUUCUUGUUAUUCCUUUUGGACCAAAUACAGGAGAAUUUGUAGGUCUUUUGAGUGAACAAAAAGUGUUAUGCGCAGAACUUCAAUGCAAUAUGGAAAAUGGUCCUGUUAAUUUGAAUCUUUCAGAUGAUAUAUCUAAUGUUCAUGAUAGACAAGAAAACUGUGGUGUUGAACGUACAGAAAGUCAAGAAAAAAAGACAAGAUUUUCGUUGUCUCACGAUGAAGUUUUAUUUGAAGGUUUUAUCGGAAAUACUUCAGAUAAUUUAGAAGCUGUAUCAGAAGCUGCUUCAAAUCACAGUGUUGCUUCUUCACUUGAGUUGGAAACAGAAGAUCAAAAUGAUAAUCUUUCAGAUAUGGUAUCUGCGAGUGUAUCGGGACGAGGAACACCUAAUAUAUCAGGUCGUGAUACUCCAUCAUCUCAAAUUACUGAAGGAGAUGAAGGACGAACAACAGGCGAAACUCGACAGUUAGAUUUACCUCCAUCGAAUAUCCCUACCAAACAAAGUCGAUCCGAAAUAGAUGAUAAAUUUUGUAAAUUUGAAAUAAAAAAAUUGAUCGAAGGAGACGAAACUGUUUCGAUGGUAUCUGAUACCUGGUCAACAGAUGUUUUGGCUUCAGAUAGUGAAAUAAUCGAACAACAAGAAAAAAUAUUAUAUCCCAGUUCCGAACAAACUUCUUCAGUUUUACCAACAACUUCGGAAUCAAUACCGCAAGCCGUGUUAGAUGUUAGCGAAACUGCAUCUGAAGCAUGGAGUACUGAUGUAUUAGCUAGUGAUUCUGAAAGAUUAACAGAAGUUGAUACAGAUGAUACAGCUAGCGUUGCAAGAUCCGAUGACACUGCAAGAUCUGAAAUUGAAGUUGAACCUCGUAGUGAAGCUGAAACAACCGAAAAAACAUUAGCACAGACGUUACCUCAAAAUGUUAUAACAACUGAAUGUAUAUCAACAACAAAUCUUCAAUCAAUGUCGAUAAACCAGGAAAAUAUACAAUUUUCUACAACUAUUCUUUCACCAACAUCUCUUUCAUCAUCUUCUUUGAAUGUAACUGGACAAAAUAUAAGGAGAUCUGAUUAUCAAACAACCAUAUGUCGACAAGAAUAUAUUGAUAAAAAUGCCAACAGCAUUGCGGACAGUGCAGUAGAAUACGAUAAAUCGUGUGAAGAUAGAUUAGUUCAUCUCAUAGAUAAACUGCAUAUAGAAAAUGGAAAAGAUCAGAUAGAACGACAAGCUUCUUCUAUACAUAAUCGCAUUACUGUAGCAGCUGUGACGCCAACUUUAUUAUUAUCUAAUCAUAUCUCAUCAUCCAUAUUGUCAAGCACAGAGAAAUCGCACAAUAUAGUGAAAGAGUCGCAGGAACUAGAAUGUAGCUUAGUCAGUUCUAUUGAAGAGACUGUUAAUGAAAAUGGUCCGGAUGGCGCUGUUGGAUUAAGUACUGGUAGUUUAGCAUCAAGCAGUAGUUCAGGUUCUGAGACACGAAUAAAAAAUACAAAUUCGGAAUUACCACUAUCAAUGGGAACAUCAGAAAAUUGCGAUAUGACGAAUGAUUGUUCAAAACCAACUAUAUCUAGUGGAGCAAUACCAAAAAGUAUCAGUUUCGAUAUGACUGCAGAACGCGGAGACAAGGAAUUGUUGGACGAUGAUCAGAAAAAUAAAAGAAGUUUUUUUGGAAAAUUGAAAAUGUCCUUACGAAAUCGACGGGGUAAAACAAUUCGUGGCACUGAUGAUAUCGGCAGAUGUUAUGAUCGAGAAGCUAUGGGGGAUAAUAUUGAUGUAGGACGGCAUAGAUUACGUAGAAUAAUGUCGGAAGAUGUAUCAUCUACUAGUAAUGCGAGUUGUGAUAGUACGGAUGAUAUUUUAGCUAAAUAUAGAAGGAAACCAAGUGCAGCAAGUGAUACAGCAUCAGUGGAAAGCAAUCAAUCUCGUACAAAAGAAUCAAUUGAGGAUGAAAGACUUUUUAUAGAUCCAAAUAAUAUUGAAAUUUCCUAUGCAUUUUCUGAUGCAAAAAGAAAAUUACGAAUGGUACUUAGUACAGCUGAUCUUCAACAUAUUCCUUGGAAUGCUACAUCUGAGCGUAAUUAUUGGUCACAAAAAGAAAAUGAAUUAGUUGCUUUUUUACAAUUGCAAUUGGCAGAAGCUAUUAAUUUACAAGAUAGAGCAUUAAUAGCACAUCUUCAUGAAACAUUACGUUGUAUUAGAUUAUUUAAUGAUGAUGGAUGUAGAAAAUUAUUCAAAUCAUUGCGAGAAGAUUAUCAAAAACGAUCGCCUUAUAUUGCAUACUUAAUCAGAUGUCGACAAGGAUUACUUUCUACAUUGGCUCAUUUGGAUAGAUUGUGCAUUAGAGUAAAAUGUGACCGUGAUGCUAUUAAUAAUCAUCUUGUAUCUGUUUGUGUAAAAGUUUUUUUGGAAAAGAAAGAAUCUCUUUUACUACGUUUUUGUGAUGAAUUUAAAAAAUUGACAUUGGCAGAUGAGAAACAAGAUUUAGUCGAUAACUUCUUAAGCAAACUUCAUACAAAAAUGGACAAUGAUCCAAUUUGGCAAUGUGCGUGCGAAAAUCAAUUAAACUUGGCAAGAGCUGUAGUUGAAAGGACUGUGAUGGCACGUGUUUAUCAUAAUGCACUUUAUCCAAAUGGAGAUGGUGAUAUUUAUAGGGACCAAUUACUUCAAGAUCACAUUAAAAAACUUGCCAAAGUUGUAACACCGAAUCAUAAGGACUUACGAAUCCCUAAAAUAUAUCAUUAUGAAUGUCCUUGGCCCUGGGCUCAAGCAGAAUUAGCUGUGAUUUCAGCAUAUAAAACACCUAGAGAUAAAUUACAAUGUGUUUUUCGUUGUGCAACUACUAUCAUGAAUCUACUUUCAAUGGCAACUGAAAGAGGAGUACCCGCAGCUGAUGAUCUAAUCCCUGUACUAGUCUAUGUUAUCAUUAAAACUAAUCCGCCGUCCUUGCUUUCAACUAUUCAAUACGUGGAUAGUUUUUAUGGAAAUCGAUUAGGAGGAGAAGAACAAUAUUGGUGGACACAAUUUUGUUCUGCAAUUGAAUUUAUAAAGACUAUGGAUUAAAUCGUAUUAGUUAUAAAAUUUCAUUGAAAUAUGUAGAAAUAGUGUAUUAUAUUUUUCAUUGUCGCUGUCAUAAUUUUUCAAUAAUUUUUGUUAUUAUAACUCUUUUAAUGAGAUUGUUAUUCUCGUACUUUUCAUUAUUUUUAUUAUUUUCAUGAUCAGCACUUUGAUAUUAUUAAUAUCAAUACUAUAUUAUCAUUACUAUUUUCUAUCUUUAACUUUUGUUAAAAUUGCUCUUGUUACUAUUAUUCUAUGCUAUUAUUCUUAUUGUAAUUGAAAUAUCUAUGAUAUUUCAA